AUGGCGUUCCUGGAGUUCGUUGGGACUUCAAAGCAGCUAGAGUGCUUGUUUGGCGAGAGGGAGUACCAGCAAGUUUCCCUAGCCCUGGAAGGAGAGAAGGAAUUCUCCGGGACGAUUACCUGGAAGGAGGACGAGUUGAAUCCCCCUCCCAGUGUUGAAAUCGACUGGUACGCACGCAGACGCCAGGACCGGCCAAAGGGGAGGAAGUUGGAGGCUGUGGCAUAUGUAGAAGAGGUAGCAGCUGAAGAACACGGAGGAACCGAGUUAUUUCAAGGUGCUGGUUGGGUCGUUCUGAAGAAAGAAGAAAGGUCGAUAUGGUUUUAA
Coprinopsis cinerea okayama7#130 is the source of this 324-nucleotide messenger RNA. RefSeq lists its product as hypothetical. The transcript has a single exon. Lineage: Eukaryota; Fungi; Basidiomycota; Agaricomycetes; Agaricales; Psathyrellaceae. The record is from RefSeq and is a predicted model, not a curated record. Bases 1 to 324 code for a protein of 107 amino acids.